Messenger RNA from Marchantia polymorpha subsp. ruderalis, 730 nucleotides. The record is from the annotation of a GenBank genome assembly. Lineage: Eukaryota; Viridiplantae; Streptophyta; Marchantiopsida; Marchantiales; Marchantiaceae.
AUGGAAGUUGAGAACGAAAGGGUAGGCCAAGGGGUUAUGGAAGCUGUGCUUGGUGACCAAUGACAUUUUCUUGGCGCAGCCGAACCUGCUCUAGCAGGUUCGGCUCGAAGCUCCUAUCAAGAUCUGUGGUGAUAUCCAUGGGCAAUAUUCAGAUCUUUUGAGGCGGGACUAUGUGGAUCGAGGAAAGCAGAGCCUAGAAACCAUGUGCGUACUACUUGCUUAUAAGAUUAAGUACCCAGAGAAUUUCUUUCUAUUGAGGGGCAACCACGAGUGUCCUUCAAUUAACCGAAUACAUGGUUUCUAUGAUGAAUGCAAGCGUCGGUUCAAUAUUCGGCUCUGGAAGAUUUUUUCCGAGUGUUUCAACUGUUUACCUGUUGCUGCCCUCAUCGACGAGAAGAUACUCUGUAUGCAUGGAGGGCUCUCUCCAGAUUUGAAGAAUUCCGGGUUGUUGUGUGAUCUAUUGUGGGCUGAUCCCGACAAAGUUGUUACAGGCUGGGGUGAUAACGACCGUGGAGUAUCAUAUACCUUUGGCUACGACGUUGUGACAAAUUUUCUGCAGAAACACGACCUGGAUCUCAUUUGUCGAGCCCAUCAGGUGGUUGAAGAUGGAUAUGAGUUUUUUGCCAAGAGGCACAUCGUCACCAUCUUCUCUGCGCCCAACUAUUGUGUUGAGUUUGACAAUGCUGGAGAGAUGAUGAGUGUGGAGGAUACACUCAUGUGUUCAUUUUAA